Messenger RNA from Dacryopinax primogenitus, 1188 nucleotides. RefSeq lists its product as uncharacterized. Lineage: Eukaryota; Fungi; Basidiomycota; Dacrymycetes; Dacrymycetales; Dacrymycetaceae. Bases 115 to 1008 code for a protein of 297 amino acids. The transcript has 2 exons. The record is from RefSeq and is a predicted model, not a curated record.
AUUACACUCUCUGUCAUAUCUAACAGUCUUGCUUUCAUUUUGCACUAUUGCUGUCCUCUAUAUCAGCGCUGAAUUCUGCAACAUAUUUCUUCAAUUGGAUACUAGACAAUAAUAAUGAUCGUCACAGAGGAGAAGAAACUACCUUUGGCCCCAGACACACCGCUCGCUCCUCAGGGCGCCAACAAUCCCUUCACGCCUGCUGCAGCUUCCUCCUCCGAAGCACCGCAAGAUGGUGCUCCUCCUCCAUACGAGCACUCCGAAUCCGCCUUCACUGGCACGAUCAGCACCGCUUCUUCCUCCGCUGCCCCAGGCUCCAGCACCGUCGCUCCCGGCACACCAGUCGCCGACCGGGACUCCAGGCUAGACAUGCUCUCCGGGGACCCGGAUGACUACUCUACCGGUCCAUCCGUUCUCCCCCCACACCACGAAGAUCCCAUUCCCCCCGGUCUUCCCAAGCAGAACAAGCUACGCGUGCACAAGGAUAACCACAGUAUCAAGGACGUCUUCGUUAUCGAUGCCAACCUCCCCGCGCCGCCCGGGAGUCCUGAGAGAGCUCUCGACUUGUUCAGCAGCAAUGGGAGUGUGUACGCCAAGGUGUAUCUUAUCGGCUAUGAUUUGAAACGGAGGGUGGAGCUUGCUGCCAAGAGCAAGAACGGGAGUGUCAAAUUCUUAAUCGCCGAAUGCCCACGUACGAUGCCCAUCUCGGUCAACUGCGAGUCGCACAACGGCUCCGUCACUGUCCUGCUCCCGCCCAAAUUCACGGGCCCGCUCCAGAUCUCGCACAAGAACGGGAGCGUCACACUCUUCCCUUCGCUCAAAGCGCGCACACGCACGCUCGACGAGAGCAGCACGACACGCCGCUGCUGGGUGGGCGAAUGGCCCGGGGAGACCGAGUGGGACGGGGAUGAGUGCAUCGUUGGGAGCUUGAACGGUAGCGUGAGGAUCGGAUUCUGGGAAGGAGAGCCGUUGGAGAAGCCAGCUGGAUUCUUUAAGCGCCUAUUUGGAUGAGGAUUGCCACUGGUGAUUCCACUAUAUGCCAUAGUUUGUUCUUGUAUUCUGUGCGAUGAAUGACUCCCUCUCAGGCGUCCCCACGACGACUGUUUAUGAUUGGUUUAUGCCCCUACUUCAUGAUUAGAGCAAAGCUACAGGAAGGGAAACCAAAGGCCAAAAAGAAACCUGACAAGACCA